This is a messenger RNA of Closterium sp. Naga37s-1, 594 nucleotides long. The record is from the annotation of a GenBank genome assembly. Lineage: Eukaryota; Viridiplantae; Streptophyta; Zygnematophyceae; Desmidiales; Closteriaceae.
AUGGCCUCCGCGCCUCAGGUGCGCGCGGAAUUAUGGACUCCGCCGCUGCCCGCUAAACCCUCAUUUCCCCCUUCCGCACCUCCCGCUUCCGCGCCUCCCCUUUCCGCGCCUCCCCCUUCCGUCCAACCCCCUCCGCCGCUCCCCUUCCAUCUCUGGCGGCGCCGCCAGCAGCGCCGCGUGCGCUCCGCGUUCUCCGCCGCGUCUGGCGCGCGGAAGCAGUGGGACGCCGCCUCGGCGGACGGGCUGCGCGCGGCGACAGCUGUCCUACCCGGCAAGGGCGUGGGGCCGUUGGGGAGCAUGGAGGGCAUCGUGGCGAGGGCAGCAGACAAGAUCCGACGCCUCAUGCAACGACUUCCCCACACCUUCCCUUCUUUUUUUCCCUCGCUCUCAUCCGUCACUUCCUCCCCAUCCUUCCUUUCUUCCCCACACCUCCCGUCUUUAUCUUCUCCUCUCGCCCCUCAGUCUUUCCUCACUCACACAUCCCUCUUCUCAUUCUCCUCCCCCUGCUCCACCUCUCCUGCCCCUCGUCCGCCCUUCUCCCGCCCUCCUCCUACGCCCACAACCAUCUCCUGCAUGAUGCUAUGCUCUGGAUGA